AUGCACAGGCGAAGCAAACCGAUUCGAAAGCCCUCACAAAGCAAAAUCUCUCCUUUUCAUUCUUCUUUCGAUGAAUUCUUCAAUCUUCGCAUCGGCAGUCUUCACUGCGGGGAUCCCCAUAACUUCCGGUGGCGUCCGAUUAGCUGGCUUUCGGGGAGCUUCAGGAUUUCUAGGCCUAUCGGCGAGGUUCUCUUCGGGAUUUCGGGGAUUUACGGUCUUGAGUCAGAGUAUUUUUUCUCGGAGAUUGAGGAUUCCAGGGUUGGUAAUGAAGGGGCAGCGUACACUUGGCGUAACUUUUGCCACUGCCGCCACGGGGAAGAGCCUUCAUGAAUUUACCGUUAAGGAUAUUGAUGGCAAUGAUAUUUCUCUUAGUAAAUUCAAGGGGAAGGUCCUAUUAAUUGUUAAUGUUGCUUCUCAAUGUGGUUUGACAUCUUCAAAUUACACAGAGCUCUCCCAACUUUAUGACAAGUAUAAGGACCAAGGCUUUGAGAUUUUGGCUUUUCCUUGCAAUCAAUUUGGAGGCCAAGAGCCUGGAUCAAAUACACAGAUAAAGCAGUUUGCUUGUACAAGAUUUAAGGCAGAAUUCCCUAUAUUUGAUAAGGUUGAUGUAAACGGACCAAAGACAGCGCCAGUCUAUCAAUUUCUGAAGGCAAGUGCUGGAGGAUUUCUUGGCGACCUUAUCAAGUGGAACUUUGAAAAGUUUUUGAUAGAUAAAAAUGGUAAUGUUGUGGAGAGGUACCAACCUACCACUUCACCAUUCCAGAUUGAGAAUGAUAUCAAGAAGCUCCUUGCAGCAUAACAAGUUUAAUAAGUUCAUUACUAGUUGUAAGUAGCAGUUAUUUUGAGAUUUUUCAUCAUCACACUUAUAUUCAGAAUUUG
Dendrobium catenatum is the source of this 879-nucleotide messenger RNA. RefSeq names its product probable phospholipid hydroperoxide glutathione peroxidase. NCBI's taxonomy places the organism in Eukaryota, Viridiplantae, Streptophyta, Magnoliopsida, Asparagales, Orchidaceae. The transcript is spliced from 6 exons. The record is from RefSeq and is a predicted model, not a curated record. Gene Ontology annotation, biological process: response to oxidative stress. The coding region runs from base 71 to 799 and encodes 242 amino acids. Gene Ontology annotation, molecular function: glutathione peroxidase activity.